Molecule: messenger RNA, 1056 nt
Organism: Colletotrichum navitas
Lineage: Eukaryota; Fungi; Ascomycota; Sordariomycetes; Glomerellales; Glomerellaceae
Exons: 3
Coding region: 206-781 (191 amino acids)
Source: RefSeq, a predicted model, not a curated record
GUGAACUACAAGCCCAAGGAGGGCAUCAGAGCUAAUCCCUCGGGUCAGUUUGUGACACCGAAGCCGCCUCUACAGUAAUCGCUCGCUAGCUGGUCUGCCGACUGCCCAACCUGGGACCAACCAACUUCCAGCCCCGAUUGCUCUGCAUGAUCCGCCGACGCCGUCUGAGGUAGAAUCGCGAUUUUCCUACGCUAGGCCCGUAGCAAUGACGCCACGAGAGCCUCAACCGCCAGGAGAUGCCGUCUCGAUGACGUCGCAUGAAGCGAUGCAACCUCGUAAAGAGCAAGAAGACGCUCGAAUCGGACAGCCGCAGUCAGGCCAGGACGAAACGACGAAAGAGGGGACUCGGGCCUCGGCCGCGGGAUCGUCGGCCCAGGGUCCGGCCUCGACUGCCAAGCUGAGGGCGAUUCGACAAUGCUGGGGCGAGCAUGUCAGCGUGGUGGUCGACUUUGAGACCGGCCGCGACCAUCUAGCUCUAGAGCGGACCUUUUUAGGAUAUCUUUGCACGGGUGUUGUGAUGGCUACCCUGGGGACGGUGGUAGUGCAGCUCUUCGCCCUCCAGCCGUCAGACUCGGGGUUUGGGUACGCGGCGAUCGGGAAGCCGCUGGCCACCGCGUGCUACUGCUUUGCCAUAUGCGUCACACUGCUUGGGGCCCUCCGGGUCUGGAGGAUUCAGCACGCCUUGCUUCUCGGGAAGACGUUGUCCGGGGGAUUUGAAAUCAUGACAAUCGCGGCGGGCUGCUUCAUGUGUCGUCUUUCUUGGCUUCUUGAUUGCGCUUGACGUCGUAAAGGAAUCUUCGGGCGGGUGAUAUACCUGCUACUCAGGACCCUCUCAUUUCUCAUGGCCCUGGAAGGUGCAGCCCAUUAGCCAGUCGAUCCUACAGCGCUGGACUAUCAGCCGUUGCGCUUCCCUAGUCGUAAAGUACCAUGGUCUUCAAAUUAACCCGGAUAAAGCUACCUAGCACACAGACAGAAGCUUGCCGUAGGACCACGAUGCCCAAGAUUAUCGCCGGUCAGCAUUUCAGAUGGGUAGGGGACUUAAAAAAUAGUCACGGG